AUGCAGGACGAGGCGCAGGCGACGCUCCAAGCGGCCCUCGUCGUCCUCGCCCAGAUCAACCACGUGGGCGCGGCGGAAGGUGUCAUGGCGGCGCUGGAAGCGCUUGGCGCCGAUGUCGCCAAGGCCGACGCGGACGCGCUCGCGUUUGCGGCGCUGCGCGAAGCCGCCCGCGAGAGCGACGACUGGGCAGCGAUGCUGCCCAUGUUUGACGCCGUCGUCGCGCUUACAACUGCGUCAAGCGAACAUCGCUUGCACAUCUCCAUUCAGGCGGCGCUCACGCCCGUGCAUGCGUACCUCGCAGCCGCACCCUCCCCGUCCUCGCGUAUCGUGAUGGAGCCCAGCGCGCACAUGCAGCCGUACCUGACGCCCUCGACACCCCGCGCUGUACGGCGCCACGCAGCGGCCUUCUGCGAGGCCAUGACGGCCGCGCUCAAUAGCGCUGCCUCGCCAAUUGUCGCACUGCGGGCAAUCGUGCAGCACUACAACGGGUUCGCUGCGCGCGUGAACCUGCUACGGUUCCUCAACCGCACCGAAGACACGCAGCGUGGCGUCCCGCCAACACUGCCGACGUCGCUUCCCUGCGUGCCCAUCGAGCUCUUAUUCGACCGCCACGACGAGGUGUGGCAAGCACUGCAGUCGUCGAUGACGUGCCUACCGCACGUGACAUCGCUCACCAACGUCGCUGCGUUGGCCGCGCCGAUCCCGUGGAAUGGGCCGCAGGACGAGCUUGUUGGCGUUUUGCACCGUGCGUCGGAGGCCGAGAUCCUUUACCUCCAGCGACGCCACCCGUCGGCGUCGCGAGCGACGCUGGCCACGGCCCUCGACGCCGUCAAGGCCCGCGUCAAGCUCUUCCAGCAGCCCGACCGGGGACUCUUCCGCAAGCUCUUCUACUACGUCCUCAAGAAGGAUGCUGUCGGGACGCUCGAGACUGUCCGCGGCCACCACGACCCCAACACGGUGCUCGUGCGGUUGCUCGAAAUGCAUUUGCACGACUGGGUGCUGGUGGCGCGCCAGCUGCCUGCGCCGCGCCUUUUGCCAUAA
Messenger RNA from Saprolegnia diclina VS20, 1041 nucleotides. RefSeq lists its product as hypothetical. Bases 1 to 1041 code for a protein of 346 amino acids. The transcript is spliced from 5 exons. NCBI's taxonomy places the organism in Eukaryota, Oomycota, Saprolegniomycetes, Saprolegniales, Saprolegniaceae. The record is from RefSeq and is a predicted model, not a curated record.